GAUGUCGGCGGGCGGCCGCGACGAGGAGCGGCGGAAGCUGGGCGACAUCAUCCGGCACUGGAACGCCAACCGGCUGGACCUGUUCGAGAUCAGCCAGCCCACGGCGGAUUUGGAGUUCCACGGGGUGAUGAGAUUCUAUUUCCAAGAUAAAGCUGCCGGCAACUUCGCGACGAAGUGCAUCCGGGUCUCCAGCACCGCCACCACCCAGGAUGUGAUCGAGACGCUGGCGGAGAAGUUCCGCCCGGACAUGCGGAUGCUGUCGUCGCCCAAGUACUCCCUCUACGAGGUGCACGUCAGCGGAGAAAGAAGACUGGAGAUAGAUGAGAAGCCCUUAGUGGUGCAGCUGAACUGGAAUAAAGAUGACCGGGAGGGCAGAUUCGUUCUGAAGAACGAGAAUGACGCCCUUCCUGCCAAGAAGGCUCAGAGUAACGGGCCCGACAAGCAGGAGAAAGAAGGCGUCAUCCAGAACUUCCGGAGGACGCUCUCCAAGAAGGAGAGGAAGGACAAGAAGAAGAGAGACAAGGAGGCACUGAGGCAGGUGCCCAGCAAGGACGAGGGGCCUCGGCCCGGGGACGACAGCGAGAACUCUCACCUGGCUGCCGAGGUCUACAAGGACAUGCCCGAGACCAGCUUCACCCGGACCAUCUCCAACCCUGAGGUGGUGAUGAAGCGGCGGCGGCAGCAGAAGCUGGAGAAGCGGAUGCAGGAGUUCCGGAGCUCCGACGGGCGGCCCGACUCAGGAGGAACGUUGAGAAUUUACGCUGACAGUUUAAAGCCCAACAUUCCCUACAAGACGAUCCUGCUGUCGACCACAGACACCGCGGACUUCGCCGUGGCCGAGGCGCUGGAGAAGUAUGGGCUGGAGAGGGAGGACCCCAGGGACUACUGCGUCGCCCGGGUCACGCUGCCUCCCGGGGCCCAGCACUCCGACGAGAAGGGCGCGAAGGAGACGGUCCUGGACGACGAUGAGUGUCCCCUGCAGAUCUUCCGGGAGUGGCCGAGCGACAGAGGGGUCUUGGUCUUCCAGCUGAAGAGGCGGCCUCCGGACUACGUCCCCAGGAAGGGCAAGAAACACCCCGACGGGCGGGCUUCGAAGGGGAAGGAGCGCGGCGAGGGGGCCGGCUACGGCGUGACGCUCCCGCCCGAGAAGCUGCCCUACCUCGUGGAGCUGAGCCCAGGGAGAAGGGGUCACGUGGCCUACCUCAGCGGCCACGCUCUCGAAGACGGCUCCGACUCCAGGGACAGGCCGAAGCUGUACCGCCUGCAGCGCAGCGUCACCGAGGUGGGGACGGAGAAGCUGGACGACAGCUCCAUCCAGCUGUUCGGAGCAGGGAUUCAGCCCCAUCACUGCGACCUCACCAACAUGGACGGCGUCGUCACCGUCACGCCGCGCAGCGUGGAGGCGGAGACCUACGUGGCCGGGCAGCGCAUCUCCGAGACCAGCAUGCUGCAGAGCGGGGUCACCGUGCAGUUCGGGGCCACCCACGUGUUCAAGUUCGUGGACCCUGGCCAGGACCACGCGCUGGCCAAGCGGCCCGGGGAGACGGACCUGCCACCGAGGGGCUCCCGGCCCCAGCCUGGGGCCCUUCAGGAGACGACCUUCGCCUUGGGCGGGGACGCUCACGGUGGGACGUCGCUGCCGACCAGCAAGAGCACCACGCGGCUGGAUGGCGACCGCGCAUCCUCCGCCUGCAGCACGGCCGAGCGGGGGAUGGUGAAGCCCAUGGUCCGCGUGGAGCAGCAGGAGCGCCGGCGGCAGGAGAGCAGGACUCAGGAUGCCCCUGGGCCGGAGCUGAUUCUGCCUGCAAGCAUUGAAUUCAGGGAGAGUUCUGAAGAUUCGUUUCUGUCUGCCAUCAUCAACUACACCAACAGCUCCACGGUCCACUUCAAGCUGUCGCCCACGUACGUGCUGUACAUGGCCUGCCGGCACGUGCUGUCGAGCCAGUACAGGCCGGACGCCAGCCCCCCGGAGCGCACCCACAAGGUGGUCGCCAUCGUCAACAAGAUGGUGAGCAUGAUGGAAGGCGUCAUCCAGGAGCUAGACCAGGGUGACCAGAAACAGAAGAACAUCGCGGGGGCACUGGCCUUCUGGAUGGCGAACGCGUCGGAGCUCCUCAACUUCAUCAAGCAGGACCGCGACCUGAGCCGCAUCACUCUGGAUGCCCAGGACGUCCUGGCGCACCUGGUGCAGGUGGCCUUCAAAUUCCUGGUCCACUGUCUGCAGACGGAACUGAGCAACUACAUGCCGGCCUUCCUGGACGACCCUGAAGAGAACAGCCUGCAGAGGCCAAAAAUCGAUGACGUCCUGCACACGCUCACGGGCGCCAUGUCGCUGCUGCGGCGCUGCCGAGUCAACGCGGCACUGACCAUCCAGCUGUUCUCCCAGCUCUUCCACUUCAUCAACAUGUGGCUGUUCAACCGGCUGGUCACCGAGCCCGAGUCGGGGCUGUGCUCCCACUACUGGGGGGCCAUCAUCCGCCAACAGCUGGGCCGCGUGGAGGCCUGGGCAGAGAAGCAGGGCCUGGAGCUGGCGGCCGACUGCCACCUCAGCCGCAUCGUGCAGGCGACCACUCUGCUCACCAUGGACAAGUACGCGCCGGGCGACGUCCCGAACAUCAGCAGCACCUGCUUCAAGCUGAACUCGCUGCAGCUGCAGGCCUUGCUGCAGAACUACCACUGCGCCCCCGAUGAGCCCUUCAUCCCUGCGGACCUGAUCGAGAGCGUGGUGGGCGUGGCCGAGAACACGGCAGACGAACUGGCGCGCAGCGACGGCCGGGAGGUGCAGCUGGAGGAGGACCCCGACCUGCAGCUGCCCUUCCUGCUGCCGGAGGACGGCUACUCCUGUGACGUGGUCAGGAACGUCCCCAGCGGUCUGCACGAAUUCCUAGAUCCUCUGUGCCAGAGAGGCUUCUGCAGGCUGGUGCCCCACGCGCGCUCCCCGGGGACGUGGACCAUCUAUUUUGAAGGUGCCGACUACGAGAGCCACCUGUCGAGGGAGAGCUCGGAGCUGACUCACCCGUUGAGGAAAGAGCCCGAAGUCAUCACCGUGACCCUGAAGAAGCAGAACGGGAUGGGCCUCAGCAUCGUGGCGGCCAAGGGUGCUGGUCAAGAUAAACUCGGAAUCUACGUCAAGUCUGUCGUGAAGGGAGGCGCCGCCGACGUGGAUGGACGACUGGCCGCAGGCGACCAGCUCCUCAGCGUGGACGGCCGGAGUCUGGUGGGGCUCUCUCAGGAAAGGGCCGCAGAGCUCAUGACCAGAACCAGUUCGGUGGUGACACUGGAAGUGGCAAAGCAAGGCGCCAUCUACCACGGCCUGGCCACCCUGCUCAACCAGCCGUCCCCCAUGAUGCAGAGAGUUUCAGACCGUCGUGGCCCAGGCAAACCCCGGCCGAAGAGCGAAGGCUUUGAGCUCUACAACAGCUCCGCGCAGAACGGGUCCCCCGAGAGCCCCCAGCUGCCCUGGGCCGAGUACAGCGAGCCCACGCGGCUGCCGGCCGACGACAGGCUCGUGAAGAACAGAGCCGACCACCGCUCCAGCCCCAACGUCGCCAAUCAGCCUCCCAGCCCCAGUGGGAAGGGCCCACCCGCCCCCGGAGCAGCCAGGAUCACGUCCGUGUCCACGGGGAACCUGUGUGCAGAGGAGCAGACGCCCCCACCCAGACCCGAGGCCUACCCCAUCCCCACGCAGACCUACACCAGGGACUACUUCACCUUCCCGGCCGCCAGGGCCCAGGACCGCUCGGCUCCGCCCGCCACCCAGUGGCCUAGUUAUGAGGAAAAGGCCCUGGCGCAUCCGGAUGGCAGCCCCACCGCCGCCGCCCUGCAGCGCGCGGCGCACUCGCAGGAGGAGCUCCGGGACGACCUCGCCUUCCCGCUGGGGCGCAGGGGCGACAGCGACGUGUGGGUGAACCCCAGCUCCUCCCUGGGCUCCAGCGCGUGCAGCCAGGAGCACCUGGCCCCCUCCUCCAAGACGGGCACCCCGGCCUCCACGCUGACCAAGAGCGGGCCGGGCCGCUGGAAGACCCCCGGGACCGGCGCCCCGCCCCCGCCCUCCGACCUGCCCCCGCCGCCCCCGCCGCCCCCCGUGCGCUGCCCGAGUGACUUUGACGGGGCCCCCCCGGAUCUGCCUCUGCCCCCGCCGCCUGCUCCCGGCCCGCUGGGCCCCCCGGCGGCCCCCACCCAGGCCCAGGCCCAGGCCCAGGCCCAGGCCGCGGAGCGCAGGAAGCGCGAGGAGCAGCAGCGCUGGUACGAGAAGGAGAAGGCGCGGCUGGAGGAGGAGCGGGAGCGCAGGCGGCGGGAGCAGGAGCGGAAGCUGGGGCAGAUGCGCGCGCCCCCCGCGCCCGGCCCCGCGCCCGGCCCCGCGCCCGCGCCCCUGCUGAAGCCCGAGAAGCCCCCGGAGACGGUGAUCCGGGAGCUGCAGCCCCAGCAGCAGCCGCGCACCAUCGAGCGCCGCGACCUGCAGUACAUCACCGUGAGCAAGGAGGGGCUGGCCUCGGGGGACAGCCUGUCCCCCGACCCCUGGAAGCGGGACGCGCGGGAGAAGCUGGAGAAGCAGCAGCAGAUGCACAUCGUGGACAUGCUGAGCGCCGAGAUCCAGGAGCUGCAGGGCAAGCCGGAGCGCAGCGCCGAGGACAGCGACCGCCUGCGCAGGCUCAUGCUGGAGUGGCAGUUCCAGAAGCGGCUGCAGGAGGCCAAGCAGAAGGACGAGGACGACGAGGACGACGAGGACGACGACGUGGACGCCUUGCUGCUCAUGCAGCGCCUGGAGGCCGAGCGCAGGGCGCGGUUACAGGACGAGGAGCGCCGGCGGCGGCAGCAGCUGGAGGAGCUGCGGAGGCGGGAGGCGGAGGACCGGGCCCGCCAGGAGGACGAGCGGCAGCGCCAGGACGACGAGCGGCGGCGCCAGGACGACGAGCGGGCCAAGCGCGACGCCGAAGAGAAGAGGCGCCAGGAGGACGGAUACUACAGCCGCCUGGAGGCCGCGCGGCGCCGGCAGCACGACGAGGCCGAGCGUGGGGAGCCGGGCCUGGGCCGCCCCCCGCUGCCCCGGGGCUACGGCCCCCCCAGCCCAGGCCCCCCGCCCCCCCCGCCGCAGCGCGGCGCCUCCUACCUGCAGGCGCAGGCCCUGUCCCCCGACUCGCUCUACACCGCCAAGCUCGUCGCCUACGAGGAGGAGGAGGAGGAGGCGGCCGGCAGCCCGGCAGGUCCAAACUCCUACAUGGGAUCCACGGGGAUUCUUGCCGGUGCCCACGACGGUCAUCGCGACUCGCGGGAGAAACUGUCUAAAAGCCAGGAGGCGGGUCUGCCUGGAGCCCCCGAGAGCCUGACGUUCCGAGAGCGGCAGCGGCUCUUCUCACAAGGCCAAGACGUGUCCAACAAAGUGAAGGCCUCGCGGAAGCUGACGGAGCUGGAGAACGAGCUGAACACGAAGUGAACGGGUGGAGGGUGGCGGCACCCGGGAGCGGGGGAGGGGCGCCCUGUGCCGCCUCCAGCGCUGCUUUUCCCAAACACGGGGUUCAGUGGUGCCCCGAUCCCAAGAGAUUAUAUUUUGCCGAGAUUGCCAUUUAUACGACCUAAAGAGUCUGAUUCCUCGUUGCCUGACUUACACGAAGAAGCCUUGGCUAGCGGCUUAGGAGUCUGAAGCGGAAGGGGCAGGGCGAGGGGCUGGGCCGGGCACCUGGCGCGGCUGCCCACUCCCACGGAGCCCAGGGUCUUCGCCGAGACGGGCGCGCGGCCACGCGGCGGGACGGCGGGGCCCACGCCCCUGUAGCGCCUUCUCAGCGUGUCCAGGCCCCGUUCCUCAGAGGACACGCCCUCCCGAUCGGCUCUGAACGUUUGGUUUUUAAGACUUCUGCCGGUGUAGACAGCUGCGAGGAUUUCAGCUUAAGGAAUUUUAUUUUUAUAAAUACUGGACUGCAGUAGGCUAGUAAACCAUUGUUGAUUGUGAAGGUGGCACUUAAGUGGGAAACUACUGAGUGUUUUAGAUGCCACCAGGGGGGUCUGUUAAGGGGACCCCGGGUGUCGGAGCUGCCCCGAGCGAGAACCGGGCGGGGGCGGGGGGCUGCGGGCGGCAGGGACCUGUCCGGACGCACAGGCCGCCCGCCCCAGGCCGGGACUCGCCGGGUCUCCUGCGUCCGCCGGGGUCGCUCCCUUCUCGCCCGCGGGGCUCUUGGUCACCCUGUCACUUCGUGGGCUGCGGGC
Messenger RNA from Talpa occidentalis (Iberian mole), 6201 nucleotides. It is a transcript of the gene AFDN, whose product is annotated as afadin, adherens junction formation factor. Gene Ontology annotation, cellular component: adherens junction. Gene Ontology annotation, molecular function: cell adhesion molecule binding. The coding region runs from base 2 to 5434 and encodes 1810 amino acids. The transcript has 34 exons. Gene Ontology annotation, biological process: signal transduction; regulation of protein localization. The record is from RefSeq and is a predicted model, not a curated record. NCBI's taxonomy places the organism in Eukaryota, Metazoa, Chordata, Mammalia, Eulipotyphla, Talpidae.